This is a messenger RNA of Anastrepha ludens (Mexican fruit fly), 5169 nucleotides long. RefSeq lists its product as uncharacterized. Bases 1 to 5169 code for a protein of 1722 amino acids. NCBI's taxonomy places the organism in Eukaryota, Metazoa, Arthropoda, Insecta, Diptera, Tephritidae. The transcript has 2 exons. The record is from RefSeq and is a predicted model, not a curated record. Gene Ontology annotation, molecular function: nucleic acid binding.
AUGGCAACAAACGAAGCUUCUCGGUUGUCACCUGAGGAUAUGGUGAUUUUUUACAAACGUAAGGCGCAAUCAAUUUAUGCACAAGCGCAAUCGAUUGAACGGGCAAUCGAAGGCGAAAAAAUUAAUCCAUUCACCGAAGUAGAUUUAAAGGUACGGUUGGAGUGCCUCGAACAUAUUUCCAGCACGUUUAACUUGGCUCAUGACAGCUUAGAGGAGCUAAAUUUUGACGAAAUCGGCGGAGCACUGCGUUCAAAUUUUGAAGAGCUACUCCUUUUACUUCGGUGUCGUAUACGGCGUGAGAUUCAUAAACGUCAAUCUCAAAUGCCAUCCUGCUCAACCAUGCGGCACGAUCCGGUUUUGGAAGGGCAAACAGUUGUUUUGCAAAGUCGACCACGUUUGCCUGAGCUCAGACUGCCUACAUUCAGUGGAGGAUAUACGGAAUACACAGAUUUCUUUUCCUUGUUUUCAACCGUUAUAGACAAGGAUCCGGACCUCACGGAUGUCGAAAAGUUGCAGCACCUACGUUCAUAUCUGAAGGGUCCAGCUCUGGAUGCAAUUCGUUCGUUGGAGAUGAGUGGCAACAACUACUCUGUGGCUCUAGAUUUGCUUAACAAAAGAUUUAACAAUAAGCGUCUUAUUUUUCAGGCACACAUCACUGAGAUUAUGGGCAUCAAAAAGGUGGACACUUCUUCAGCGGUGAAGCUUCGUGAAUUAUCCGACAAGGUAAAUGCAAACCAGCGCGCUCUACGCACCAUGGGGAAUUCGGAGCAAAUAGCGGGGUGUAUAAUCGUACACACUCUUCUGCAAAAAGUCGACAGUAUCACGCAGGCAAAUUGGGAGGAAGCUGCGCCGUUAGAUCUCAUACCCUCAUGGGAGCAGUUUACAAAUUUCCUGGAGAAGCGUUGUCAAAGGCUGGAGAAUGUAGAACAUUCCAUGGCAGCGUAUACUCGUGGCUCACAGGUGGGAAAAAAUAGUAGAACUAUUAACCAUGGUAGAAAAUCAUUUAUUGCUACUAACAAUACAAACAAUUCAACCAAUGGCUGUGUUUUUUGCGACAACACAUACCAUGCUGUAUAUUCAUGCACCCGUUUUUUAAAUUUAUCUCCACAACUCCGUCUCAAGGAGGUCAAAAGGCUUGCUUUGUGUUUAAACUGCCUCAGAAAAGGCCAUCAGCUUCGAACGUGCAAUGCUGGUCUAUGUCGUACGUGUGGAUCCAAGCACCACAGUCUGCUACAUAUCGACUCCUCUUCUUCACCAAUGUCGUCACAAGGUCCUGCAUCUUCAGUGCAAGCAUCCUCCCAAUUAGCACCUCCAAACACCUCUAAGCUUGUUUCAACUUCAGUCGCACACCACACCUUGGCUGCAAUCUCACAAACAACGUCAAUUGUCACAUCUGCUCAGAAUCUCAGUCCUGAUGUUGUGCUUCUAGCCACUGCUGUCAUCAAUGUUAAGAACAGCGCAGGUACAUGGGUGCCAUGUCGUGCACUGCUCGACUCAGGGUCGCAGUUGCAUAUUAUAACGUCUCGUCUUGCUCAUCAACUGCAGUUGCGAAAAACCAAGUCAUCCACCUACGUAUCGGGUCUUGGUAAUGCAAACUUCGCCUCUGAUGGUUUGACUGUCAAUAUUACUAUUCAGUCUCAAAACUCGGAGUACUCUACCUGCAUUACAGCGUUGGUUGCUCCUAACAUAACGGACAAUCAACCCUCUUUUACUUUGGAUAUUUCUCAUUGGAAAAUACCGUCGAACAUUUGUUUAGCAGAUCGAGGAUUUUUCAAGUCGCAACGAAUAGACAUGCUUAUUGGAGCCAGCCUCUUCUAUGAUCUCUUAUGCAUUGGACAAAUAAAGUUAGCUCACGGUCUACCGUGCCUACAGAAAACUAGGUUAGGAUGGGUUGUAACAGGUGGUGAAUCGCAGCGGCAAAGGGGAGCGAUAUUGGCCGCACAGUCAUCACUUGACAUAGGUUACGAAUCCAAUGUUCAAAUUGAUCAACUAGUACGUAGAUUUUGGGAGGUUGAAAGUUGCUGUGAAUCUGUCGCCACAUACUCCAAGGAAGAGCUUGACUGCGAGGCGCAUUUUAAGGCCAAUUAUUUGCGUUUGUCUACAGGGAACUAUUCGGUCCGGCUACCAGCAAAAGUGAAUACUGAUCUCUUGGGCGACUCUUAUGAACAAGCGUUUCGUCGUUUUCUUAAUCUAGAGCGAAAAUUGGACCGCCACCCACAGCGGAAGGCCCAAUAUGCAGCAUUCAUACGGGAGUAUUUGAAUCUAGGACAUAUGUCACUGGUUACUAAGAACAAUCUGCGGUAUUGCAAAUACUUUCUGCCGCAUCACUGUAUUUUGAAGGAAGAGAGCACAACUACAAAACUCCGCGUUGUAUUCGAUGGCUCUGCGGUUUCAUCUUCUGGAUACUCGUUGAACGACUUGCUUAUGAGAGGACCCACCAUACAACCUAAGCUGUUCAACACAUUGCUUCGGUUUAGAACCUUUCCAAUCGCUUUGACGGGUGACAUAUGUAAGAUGUAUCGUUGUGUACGAGUCUCAGAGCCCGAUAGUUAUCUGCAGUGCAUCUUGUGGCGUGACUCCCCACAGCAGCCGGUCAACGUCUUUAAACUUGACACAGUCACUUAUGGUACAAGACCAGCUUCAUUCCUCUCAAUUCGUUCGAUGCACCAGUUAGCCAUUGAUGAACAAACUGUCUACCCCAUAGGCUCAAAAAUAUUAAAGCGCGAUUUUUAUGUCGAUGAUCUUAUUACAGGCGGUGAGUCCAUUCAAGAAGUCAAGGAAAUUAUGAGUCAAACUACAAAGCUGCUGGAAAAAGGAGGAUUCAAGUUGAGAAAGUGGUGCUCCAGUAAUCCUGAAUUGUUGCAGACGAUACCACCUGAUGAUCGAGAAACACUACUUAAGUUCGACGAUGGAAGCGAUAUAACUAAAACACUCGGUUUAACUUGGGAUCCUGCAUCAGAUUGCCUAUUGUUCGCGUUCUCACCAAUGCAGCCUUCAUCAAAACAUUGCAAGCGGUCCAUUUUGUCAACUAUUGCUCGUUUUUAUGACCCACUCGGUCUCAUCGGCCCUAUUAUUUCGAAGGCUAAAAUCUUUCUUCAACAAAUCUGGAAAGAAAGGCUUGACUGGGAUGAAAGUUUGCCUUCAUCACUACAUUCAUCGUGGCUUAGUUUGUGUGCAGAUUUUGGCCGCAUACCGCAAAUAAAGUUUCCCCGUUUGUCAAUCCAGCAGAAUGGCGCCUAUGAAAUUCAUGGUUUUAGUGACGCCAGCAUCGAAGCAUACGGAGCUUGUCUUUACGUCGUGUCAGUCAGUCAAGGAAGAAACCAGGCGCAACUGCUAUGUUCAAAAUCUCGUGUAGCGCCCUUAAAAACUCUUACGGUUCCAAGGCUGGAGUUGUGCGGUGCCUCCCUGUUGGCGCAACUCAUGCAUGAAAUAGCUCAAAUGAAACUUUUCUCGUGUCGAUAUUAUUGUUGGUCUGAUUCGACGGUGGUGUUAUCCUGGAUCCGCGACGAACCUUCAAGAUUUCAAAUCUUUACAGCUAAUCGCAUAGCCACUAUACAGGAGUUGACUGCGGGUAUGGAAUGGCGCUACGUGCCUACGAAGUUUAACCCAGCUGAUAUUUUAUCCAGAGGUGCAACCUCUAACGACCUCAUUAACUCAUCUCUAUGGCUGCAUGGACCGGAUUUUUUAGCUCAAGAUAAAAACAAUUGGCCAAACCCUUGCAGUCAACAUGUUUUUGGUUACAUUUAUAAGUUCCAAAAUCGCUUGCGGCUUUCUGGACUGACUGUUGAUUGCAUACGCCGUGGCACAAAACUACUCCUGCGCACCAUCCAAAGGCUUCACUUCAAAGAGGAUCUCAAAUGCCUUCGAGCCGGUCAAGAUGUGAAGGCAUCUAGUUGCAUUGCGUCGCUCUCACCAUUCAUCGAUAGUUGUGGAUUGCUUCGUGUGGGUGGACGACUGAAAAAUUCAGCGCUCGACUUCGAGGCGCAGCAUCCAGUCAUACUGCCGAGGCGUCAUCCUGUCACUCAGGCAAUCAUUAUGCAUUUUCAUAGGCGCAAUUUGCACGCGGGUCCUCGUUCCCUACUAGCAUACAUUCGGCUGCAGUAUUGGCCUAUUGGCGGACGAAAAACUGUUUCGAACGUUGUAAGCAAAUGCACUCUAUGCUUCCGAGCUAAACCGCACUUAGCGGAACAUAUUAUGGCUGAUCUUCCGGAAGAUAGGGUAAACUCAUCUUAUGCAUUUAUGGUCACAGGCGUCGAUUAUUGUGGACCAUUCCAUUAUAAAAACGAAAUACGCAACAAGCAACCCAUAAAAUGUUACAUUUGCAUAUUCAUAUGCUUUGCCACGAAAGCUGUGCACCUGGAGCUCGUAGCAGACUUAUCAACGAAGGCAUUCUUAAAUGCACUAAAGCGGUUCAUCCUAACGCGUUGUCGCCCCACUCGUAUAUGGUCGGACAACGCAACCAACUUUGUCGGCGCUAAGAAUGAGAUGGCAGAAUUAAAACGUUUAUUCCUGAGCGAUAAUCAUGUGCAAGCAGACUUUGGUGGGCUUUGGGAAGCGGCCGUUAAAACUGCGAAAUAUCAUUUUCAUCGCUCGGUGGGCUCGUCAUUAUUAAACUUCGAUGAACUGCGCACACUUAUUUGCCACAUAGCGGCAAUUAUUAACUCAAGACCUUUGUUUCCACUUUCAGAGAAUCCGGCUGAUUUAGACGUUCUAACUCCAGCUCACUUCAUUGGCACUGCUCCUAUCUCUACUUAUGUUGAACCAGAUGUCACGAAGAUUAACUUUAAUCGUUUGGAUCAAUGGCAGCGCGUAUCAUACUACCAGCAGAUAUUUUGGGCACGUUGGCGUGAGGAGUACUUAACUACCUUGCAGCAGCGCUCAAAGUGGCGCACACAGAAUUUCGAACUCUGCGUCAACGACAUAGUUUUAGUAAAGGACGAAAAUCUGCCUCCUCUCAAGUGGCCCCUAGCAAGAGUCACCGAACUAAUAUAUGGAUCAGAUCGUGUGGCACGUGUCGCUGUACUAAAAACUGCAAAUGGAGUCAUCCGAAGAGCCAUCCGAAAGCUAUGCCCAUUGCCAAGACAGGAUGAGGUUGAAAGCCCGAGUCUUCCAACGGGGGGAGGAUGUUUGGUUAUGCAGAAAGCAGCGCAGUCAGCGCAACCAACAUAA